Molecule: messenger RNA, 1959 nt
Organism: Durotheca rogersii
Lineage: Eukaryota; Fungi; Ascomycota; Sordariomycetes; Xylariales; Xylariaceae
Product: MFS general substrate transporter
Exons: 2
Coding region: 297-1805 (502 amino acids)
Biological process (GO): transmembrane transport
Cellular component (GO): plasma membrane
Molecular function (GO): transmembrane transporter activity
Source: RefSeq, a predicted model, not a curated record
AGAAAAGCUCGAUAUCUCCACGUUACCUAGGCUCUAUUCUCCUGCCAUCCUCAACCUUCUUUUUCCCCUUCGUCUUAGCUGGCUUUCUAAAUAGUUCGUUCGCGCCCGUCCUCCCGGCGCGUCCUCUGCUUGCCGAGCUUCACCAGCUUUUAGGCUGUCCGUACCCGUUCUGUUCUUCUCUCUCCCUAGCCGUCUUCUAUGCGGCACCUCGCGAACGAACACCUCUAGCCCCACUCGACCCCCCUAGGCACCGCUUAGUUAGUGGCCGUCGCGCUGGAUCGGAUCGUGUCGUGAGGAUGGCUACGAGCCUCAAACCGGGUCCGUCAUCGUCUGAGCUGAGGAUGGAGAAGAGCGACGGAUCGCUGGAGAGCGGCGCCCACGGCAGCUCCCCAGCUGACGCCGAAAAGGAGCGCAAGCUCGACAGGCGGCUCCUAUGGAAGCGGGACUUGGUCCUCAUACCCGUGACGGGGCUGCUGUACAUGAUUCUAUUUCUCGAUCGGACGAACAUCGCGAACGCUCGGAGUCUGGGGAUCGGGAAACCGGACGGCCUCGAAAUGUCUCUCAACAUGCCCUCGAACGGAUACAACACGGCGCUCUGGAUCUUCUACAUCCCCUUCGUGCUGGCCGAAGUGCCAGCGAAUCUUCUCCUCAGCCUCAACAAGAUCCGCCCUGGCGUUUUCCUCGGCGUGCAGAUGUUCCUCCUAGGCGUCCUUGGGAUGUGUCAGGGCCUGACCCAAAGCUACGGUGGAAUCCUCGCUAUUCGUUUCCUGAUGGGCAUCUUCGAAGUCGCCCUCCCGGCCGGCGCGACUUACAUGAUAUCGAUGUACUAUACUAAGCGCGAAGCGGCCGUCCGGUUUGCCUGGUUUUUCAACUUCGCGCUCGCUGGCCCGCUGUUCUCCGGCCUCCUCGCGUUCGCGAUCCAGAACAUCGACGGUGCCGGCGGCUACCAGGGCUGGCGGUGGAUCUUCAUCAUCGAGGGCCUGGCGACUGUCGUCUUUUCUUUCUUCAUCUUCUGGGUCUGCCCCAACUUUCCGCAGCACGCCCAGUCGUGGUUCCUGACGAGCGAGGAGCGCGAUCGCCUCGUGGCCUCGCUCGAGGCGUCCCGUGGCGUCGAGACUAAGGGUUCGCCCGCCGAUAACGUCCCCAUCUGGAAGGUCCUGGUCGACUGGAGGAUCCACCUCCUCACCAUGUGCUUCUUCUGCUGCGAUAUUACCGCCGCUUCCAUGUCCGCCUUCGCGCCGACGAUCCUUACCGAGCUCGGCUGGACGGCGACCAUUGCGCAGCUCAUGACGAUGCCCGUUUGGGCGUCCGGCAUCGUCUCCACGUUCUUCUUCUCCUGGGUCGCCUCGCGGCUCAAUCUCCGCACGCCAUUUCUCCUUUUUGCUGUCGGUCUUCAGUUGGUCGGAUGGGCGAUCAUGGUGGCCUACGUGCCAGCGCCCGGGGUGCGUUACUUCGCUCUGUUCAUGAUGUCUGCCGGCACGUUUCCCCAGAUGGCGAUCCUUAUGGGCUGGCUCAGUGCCAAUCUGCGUGGCCAUAAGUACCUUGCCGUCGGCAUGGGCUGGAUGGUGGGCUUCGGGAAUUGCGCCAACUUCAUCAGCUCCAAUAUAUUCAUCCUCGCAGAGCGCCCUCGCUACCCCACAGGAUUCCACACGGGCCUCGCCUUCACGAUAGCGGGCUUCGUACUUACGAGUGUCGCAUUCGUUCUCUUCUAUAUAUUUAACCAGAGACGCGAGAAGGCUCGGUCACAGAUGACAGAUGACGAACGUAAGAGCCACGAUGAUUUGUACUUCAAGUUUGUAUAUUAGGGAAGGCGACGCCUAACGAGCACACGGUAAUUCGUGUCGAUAUAUAUAUAAUGACGGACGAUCAUUAAUGUUAUGAGGACAUUUCAAAUAUACCAUCAUUGCUUAUCAAAUUGGCAGGACUUUUCAGUAUUAAGAUCAUCAUGGGAAGGGGGUU